AUGUAGACCUUCCUAUUUCAUGUAAUUUCGGCAAGAAGACAUAAUGUUAUGUAGAUAAAGAUUGGAAUUAAUGAUAUUUUAACACAGCAUAAAAUUAAUGAAUAAAUUUAAUAUGUGAAAAUUUAGCAGCACCAUUUACAACGCAUUUAAAAUGUAACUAAAAAUUAAAAAUUGUACAUUAAAUGCCUCUUCGAAUGGAUGCUAAUAAUUAAAUGA
Messenger RNA from Paramecium sonneborni, 216 nucleotides. The record is from the annotation of a GenBank genome assembly. Lineage: Eukaryota; Ciliophora; Oligohymenophorea; Peniculida; Parameciidae.